This is a messenger RNA of Armigeres subalbatus, 852 nucleotides long. Its product is annotated as seminal metalloprotease 1-like. The coding region runs from base 1 to 822 and encodes 273 amino acids. The transcript has 4 exons. Gene Ontology annotation, molecular function: metalloendopeptidase activity; zinc ion binding. Gene Ontology annotation, biological process: proteolysis. The record is from RefSeq and is a predicted model, not a curated record. Lineage: Eukaryota; Metazoa; Arthropoda; Insecta; Diptera; Culicidae.
AUGGUGCGAUUAGCCAUAGCAUUAGUACCCGUGCUGGUGGCAGUGGUUUGUGCCUUGCCAAGGCCCCAGCCAAACACUCCAGAAAAUAUUGAAAGGCUUCGCAAUCUUCAGCCAAAUGACCUGAAGGAGGAACUCAGUGGUCAAUUCGAAGGAGACAUCGUCCUCACCGAGGAGCAGGAGACUGCUCUUUCGUCGCUGACGCGAAACGGGCUUCUGAAUGAGGUCUAUCGUUGGCCCGACAAGGUGAUUCCGUAUGUCAUCGCCGAGGACCACUUUACACCGGAUCACGUCGCUCAGAUUCUUCGCGGUUUGAGGCUACUGGAAACGCAGACUUGUCUGGUGUUCAAGCCACGAACCGACGAGGUAGAUUACAUUCAUGUCGUUGGAGACCAAGGGUCCGGCUGUUGGUCCUAUGUCGGCUACAGGGGAUGGGGAGAACAGCAACUGCAUCUGGAUCCAGACCCGCUCGAAACGGGUUGUUUCCGGAUUGGUACGGUUGUGCACGAGUUUAUUCACGCCAUCGGGUUCUAUCACAUGCAGAGUGCUGCUGAUCGAGAUGAAUAUGUUGAUAUUAUAUUGGAGAAUAUAACAGAAGGGAAAGAGCACAACUUCAAUGCUUACACGGAAAGCACGGUAACGAGUUUCAACGUGCGAUAUGACUACGGUAGUGUAAUGCAUUACAGUGCAUAUUCGUUCAGCAAAAAUGGAUUACCAACGAUUGUGCCAAAGGAUCCUACUGCUACAAUUGGACAGAGACUAGGCAUGAGCGAACGAGAUAUUUCAAAGAUCAAUUUGAUGUAUCAGUGCCUGAGAAAGAAUUAGUUCAUAUUAUCUGAAAUAAAUGCAUUUCCA